This is a messenger RNA of Ruditapes philippinarum (Manila clam), 1251 nucleotides long. RefSeq names its product C-type lectin domain family 4 member F-like. The coding region runs from base 121 to 1041 and encodes 306 amino acids. Gene Ontology annotation, molecular function: signaling receptor activity. The record is from RefSeq and is a predicted model, not a curated record. The transcript has a single exon. NCBI's taxonomy places the organism in Eukaryota, Metazoa, Mollusca, Bivalvia, Venerida, Veneridae.
UAUUUUGUUAAAUCAAGUAUAUAGUGUCGCAUGUAAAACCAUAAGAGUUGAUCUUGUUCGUUUUAAUAUACAUUUCAUUCGAAAGGACUAAUAUAAUGAUGAAAAUUUGUCUUAAACAUCAUGUUUGUGCUGGUAUUGACAGCAUCGGCGGCCGUAGAUGCUAAUGUGAGGAGAAAAUUAACCGUGCUCGAAAAACGAAUUGGCUUGGUAGAAUUUCGUAUGAAUAACGAUAACGAACAGGCAAAUGAAAUGUUUACAACGUUGCAACAAAAUUACGAGGAGCUAAAUGAUUCUGUGCAUCAUCUAAAGGAUCAGAAGUGUCCUCAAAGCAUGAAUGGGGAAGAAAAAGGAGAUGGAACAAAUAUGUAUAAAAAAGAUAUCAUUGAAAUGCAGACACAAAGUCAAAUGUUGGUGUCGCUUGGAAUCGAAAGCGAGAAAAAAUGGACCAGGGAUCAAGUUGGAAAACUUACCAAUCAGUUAAGUGAGAAUACCGAUUUGUUAAAGAGGCAGUGUUCAGAUCUUUCAAAUCAGAUACAUUUACAAAAUGAUCAGGUGACAAAAAACUAUUCAAGACUCAAGGAUAUGAAUGACGCUAUUGUCAAGAAAAAUGAACAAAUGGAAGAUCAAAUGAAUUUGAAUCUCAAGAGGAUAGAAACACAGCAGAAAGAAAUAGAAACAUUAAAGGACAUCUUGGCUAAAAUAAACAGUACUUUAUAUUCUACAACACCAACAACGACACAUGUACAAACAACGACACCUAAAACGACAACUUUUAUUUGUCCAAUGGGUUGGAUACGUUUCUCAGCAUAUUGUUAUUUGCUUGUAAAUGAGAAGAAGAAUUUCUAUGAAGCACGUGCUAAUUGUGAAUCUGUCGGGGCAUCUUUGGCAGACUUUACAAGUCAAACAGAAAAUUCUUUUGUCGCUGAAAAGUUACAGAUCGGUUCGAACACGUGGAUUGGAUACUCUGAUGAGGAGACAGAAGGAACAUGGGUUUCAUUGAGAACAGGUCAAUCUGCUAGAUUUACGUAUGUACUUAUUUAAAAUUAUUUUAUAAUGUUUUCAAUGAUAAAACGCUUCCAUAACUAACUUUCUAACACAGUUUGGUUCAUUAAUUGUUGAGUAAAUUUUUCUUCUAUCAAACAUGGCUGUAACGUUUAACUUCCGAGUACAUUUUUCAACGAUCGAACAUUACUGGUAACAUUUACUCCUAAGCACAUUUUCCUUUUAUCUAGCGUAACCGGACUCAUUCAC